AUGGGUACAGCUACCUUCGUCGAUAUCCUUCUUGCCAUCGUUCUCCCACCUCUUGGUGUCUUCUCAAGGUUUGGCCUAGAAGAGGAGUUUUGGAUCUGUUUGAUUCUCACUCUUUUUGGCUAUCUUCCUGGAAUUCUCUAUGCUAUUUACAUUAUCACUAAGUGA
Messenger RNA from Lathyrus sativus (Indian pea), 165 nucleotides. The record is from the annotation of a GenBank genome assembly. NCBI's taxonomy places the organism in Eukaryota, Viridiplantae, Streptophyta, Magnoliopsida, Fabales, Fabaceae.